GAUUAUUCAUGCCUGCCUUGAAUGCGUCAUCACUCAGCGCCUGUAAGGAAAUGGCAUGCAGCCUGAACCCGCAUGAACGUGUAAACAUUUGAGUUUCCCAGGCAAGAUUCAACUCAAAUGGCACCAACAGAUCAAAAAAUGAAAAAUGAGAAGUUCACCCCGAAAGAUAGCAACUGGAAGAAGUCAAAAAGUAACGUCCAGGGUUUCAAGCAUAAGAGGAAAUGGGUCCCCGAGCAAAACGUAUACGAAGGCAGUAUUAAAGAAGGUCAGGGGUUUGCUUUAAAGAGGAAGGAAAAAGUCAAGCAUGAGUACAACAAGCUGCUGCGGAAGGAGAGGAAGAAAAACCCCGAGUCCAAAGCUCUGUACAAGGAGGAGUACCCCGAACACCUCAAGCAUCUGUACAUGGCCGAGGCCCAGAAACUGAAGAACGAAGCCUGGACCCAUCGAUUGAACAGGACUAAACUGAGAAUUAAAGAGCCACACGUGGAUGAAGAGAGCGGUGAAAGCACUAAUGGUGAUGGUGAUGAUGAUGAUGAUGCUGAUGCUGCUCCUACUGAGCCAAAUCCAGAAGCUACUGAUGGAUCCGAGCUGACGGACGCUGGCACUGGGAAUCCGGAAUCCGGUGACGCCGCAGAGAAAGAGUGUCUUCCAAUGAGCAACCGCAUGAGGAAAAAAGUGCUGAAGAAGACGUCCUACCAGAAGACAAAAGAGGAAUUUGAGGCAAUCGCGAAAAAACAGAGAGAGAAGAAAGAGGAGCAUCUGAAAAAAAGCAAGCAGAGAGAAGAAGCCAUUCAGAACUACAAAAAGAAGAAGAUGGAGACCUUUCAGAUACUGAAGAAGAAGACCAGGAAAGGACAGCCCAAUCUGAACCUCCAAAUGGAGUAUUUGCUUCAAAAGAUCACCCAAGGAACUGGGAAAUGACUUUUGAGUCAGAGCUGAUAUAAUUAUUGUGAGAAGAGUGGACCGUUACUUCUAUUCAACUCUCUGUAUUGAGUCUGUUGCAAGGAAUAGCUCAAGGACAAUUCAAAUUGUGCUUCUCAUGAAAACAUAAAUGGUAUUAUUUUAGACUCGGACCACAAGAUGGCGUCGUAAGACAAGGAGAUGCUGAUGGAACUCUUUUAUUAAUCACAAAAUGUUGUAUUUUUCUGUAAUCGCUCUUCAUUGGGCGACACAUCCCAGUUGUAUUUUAUUACCAUGAAGUCAAAUAUUCAUCACAUAAGCUGUCAUUUAGCAAGAGUAAACUAGUUUAGAAUAUAUUUAGGCAUAAACCUUUGAAAAUCCAUUUUAUCUGCAAUAUUCUGGUUUAACUUUGGUAACGCCAAGCUGCAAGGAUCCUUUCCUAAACUAAUAACACCGCUGUAAAUAAAACAAUAACAUU
This is a messenger RNA of Gasterosteus aculeatus aculeatus (three-spined stickleback), 1378 nucleotides long. RefSeq names its product coiled-coil domain containing 59 (gene ccdc59). The record is from RefSeq and is a predicted model, not a curated record. Gene Ontology annotation, cellular component: nucleus. NCBI's taxonomy places the organism in Eukaryota, Metazoa, Chordata, Actinopteri, Perciformes, Gasterosteidae.